This is a messenger RNA of Sclerotinia borealis F-4128, 1920 nucleotides long. The record is from the annotation of a GenBank genome assembly. NCBI's taxonomy places the organism in Eukaryota, Fungi, Ascomycota, Leotiomycetes, Helotiales, Sclerotiniaceae.
AUGUCUCCAGUGAAAAUCAAUGAAAAUAUUCGCCAAUUCUUUAAAACGAUACUACCGAUUUCGACAUCAGCAUCUACCCCUCUUUCUGAAAGUCACAGCAACAGUCGGACCUCAUCUGGAUGCUCACUUUCUACAAACCUUCAGCCAGCAAACCCGAUGACAGACGAUUCUAUGGAGGCCACAUCUUCCCAACAAUCCUCGUCUUCUUUAUCAAAACCACCGACGAACUUCCCGCAAUCCUCCUCAAACAUUUCAAAUGGCGUUGUACCAGGUUCCGACGAGGAAGAUGAUAGCGCGUUCUCCGAUAGUUCUUUGGAAGACCUUAACGUCAUAUUCAAAACAAAUCGCCGAGCGCCAGCUACCACUUCUUCCUCCACACCAGCUCCGGUAACCUCUAGAGCUUCCAUGUCCAGAAAACUUCCCGUAACGACUAAUAAGCUUUCUCCUUCGGCCGUCAGAACACAACAUAAAUUCGACAUGAAAUAUCUUAUGGGAACUGCAGCGGCUGAUGAAGCGCUUGAGGCGAAAGAAAGAAGGCUAGAGGAAUUAGCACAGGAGGAUACUGAGAUGGGAGAUGAUGAUCCCGGCGCGUUCUCGGAUGGCGUACAUGGCAAUAUUCUACGAGAGCUGAACGAGGAGAAGGAAGAAGGUGAUGGGAAAGAUGUUCAGAAAGUUAUGAAUGCUAUUGAGAGAACAGAAGCUAUGAACGUGGGCAGUCGGUGGUACUUUUUUGAGACCGACAGAAUUCCUACAGUCAAGAGACAACCAUUUCCAAAAGCUUUACUGCCGAUAAACUGGAAGAAUGAUCUUGCCGAACCUCAAAACAGACAUCAAACAUUUGUAUCUGGAUUUGCAGAAAAUAUGGUGGCUUAUGGAAAGAUAUUACCCGAUGAGAUCAUUCAAUGGAUUCUGGAUGAUAUUUGCAUGGAAGACCAGGCCGAUCUUCGAAAUUCCUACUCCUCGAUUAUGAGAGUAUCCGGCGAACAGGUUCAUCGACUUGUCACUCCAGAAAUUAUUAGGAACAUGUUCAAAUCUAUUGGCGCUACAUCAUCAGCUAUUACUCUUACUGACAAGAUAAACCCACGUCCAGAGAUAUCCGAUGCAUAUUCACACCAUCCGUGGUCUAAAGUUCGAGCUUUAAUCGAUCUCAUAAAUUUAAUAGCCAAGUAUCUCCAACAAGAAACCAGGCUAGAAAUUAUAUGUAUACUUUUAAGGCUAGGAAUCGAUCCGAUCCUACUGGAAAGAGUAGAUCUCUUUUCAUCAGUCCAAUCAACCCUCCACAACCUAUGUCUCUUCAUUGACCCAGACUCUUGGGAACAAUCCUCCCAAGCAAUCUGCGCCACCCUCUUCAACACUAUCGAGCUCCCCUCCCUCCGCCUCCGCAUAAUCAACGCCAUACCCCCCAUCCGCUCCUCCCGCCUCCACGAACUGCGUCGCCGCCUAGCCCUAACAUUCUACUUUUCCUCCCUAUCCAAAUCACUUCAGCCACCCCAAAAAAUAAUCACCAUCCCCUCCUUGACCCAGCGUCUCAAAGAACCCGCCUUCCACGUAAACCGCAAUACCGAUUAUCACGAGCUCGCCUCCCUAAUCCUACUCCUAGACGUUGCAAUCGACGAUGGACGAUCCGAUGAUUUAGAUCUUUCGGAUAAAAAUGUGGAGAUACAGUUUAAUAACGAUGUCGAUGAAUUAACGAAUAGAUUUGCUAAUUUUGGUAUCAAAAUCUCGGGUGCAGCGAACAUCUCGAGGAUGGAAGCUGGGGGGAUCUUGAAUUUGGUGGAGAGGAGGAUCGAACAUACCGUUCGGACUCGAUCGAAACCGAAAAGUAUGUUUUACGAAGAGACUAAGAAAUUUUAUGAUAAUCGAGAGCAUCUAGGGGACAUGCAAAAGAGCAUGUCCAAGUUUGUGAAGAAAGCCAAGUAG